AUGGCUGAAGCUCCUCCUCCUCCCCCUCCUUCUCCUCCUCCCCCAAAAUCCUCUUUCUCUAACCCACCCACUCCCUCCCUUCUUCCUCAUCUUUCCCACCUCGUUUCUGUGAAACUUACCAAUGACAAUUUUCUGCUAUGGCGCACUCAAAUGAUAUCUUAUCUCAAAGGACAGAGGCUCUUUCACUAUGUGGACGGCUCUGUCCAGCCCCCUCCUCGUCUUCUUGCAGACAACAUCACCAUCAACCCAGAUUAUCUCACCUGGCUUCAAACAGAUCAGCUCAUCCUCAGCGCACUAAUCUCCUCCCUCUCCGAUUCCCUCAUCGCUCAAGUCGUUGGUCACCAAACUGCCCGCGAUGCUUGGGCCGCCCUUGAAAGACUUUUUGCCUCUCAAUCUCAUUCUCGCAUCAUCCAGUUGCGUUAUCAAUUAGCCACAAUUUCCAAAGGUUCCUCCUCUGUUUCAGACUAUUUUGGCAAAGUAAAACAUCUAUCCGAUACAAUGAGUGCUGCUGGUUCUCCUCUUUCUCCCCCUAAGUUCAUCUCUUACCUUCUCGCUGGCUUAAACAGUGAUUACGAUGCCUUUGUGACCUCUGUCACAGCUCGUGUCGAACCUCUCUCUUCAGAAGAACUAUACAGCCUCCUACUCACUCAUGAAAAUCGUCUCUCUCACUCCAGUCACCUUCCCACCCCAACAAACUUCUCGGCCAAUUUUACCUCCAACUCCUCCACUCAUUCUCGAGGCUCCAAUCGUGGUUCCAACUCUCGAGGUGGUUACCGUGGUCGUGGCCAAGGUCGCACAUCCUCUGGUUCUCAUCAAUCACCUCACUCUCCAUCUCCUCUACCACACAACAAACCAACCUGCCAAAUUUGA
Juglans regia (Persian walnut) is the source of this 870-nucleotide messenger RNA. RefSeq lists its product as uncharacterized. The coding region runs from base 1 to 870 and encodes 289 amino acids. The transcript has a single exon. The record is from RefSeq and is a predicted model, not a curated record. Lineage: Eukaryota; Viridiplantae; Streptophyta; Magnoliopsida; Fagales; Juglandaceae.